Molecule: messenger RNA, 1964 nt
Organism: Aspergillus eucalypticola CBS 122712
Lineage: Eukaryota; Fungi; Ascomycota; Eurotiomycetes; Eurotiales; Aspergillaceae
Product: protein phosphatase regulator REG1
Exons: 2
Coding region: 142-1848 (568 amino acids)
Biological process (GO): protein catabolic process in the vacuole; cellular response to glucose starvation
Source: RefSeq, a predicted model, not a curated record
CUCGACGCCUCUUGCGCCUUUCCAUUGGAGACGAAACAUUCCAUCUCAAUCAAUUGUUCCACCUUUUCUGCUUCAACUCCAGCCCUUGCAACGGCCAUUCCAUUCGCAGACUGCCCUUAUGUACCUGAUUGAGCUGCUAGGAUGACGGCCAUACUUCCCGCCUCGAACGAGGGGCGAUCACGCUUUUCUCCGGACCCUUUGCGAAGUCCAAUCACCCAAACCUACUUCCUCGAAGAGCCCAAUGUCGCCACAGCCAAAUUUAAUCUGCCCGCAUAUCAUCGCAAGGAUCGUUCUGAUGCUGUAGUGUCCUCCCCGUCGCGGUCAGCGUCUCCAUCCCCGGAUUUCACUAUUACAGCUGUGGGGAAUCUCCCUCCCACGCCUGCGACUCUGAGCAGUCUAUCUCUUAUGAGUGAGGGCCAUGAUGAUGACGAGUUGGUCCUGCCGUCGUACGAUUCCAGCCAAUUCGCACAGAAGGAGCCUGAAGCCCUCAGUGAUGUGUCUGUGGACUCCUCGGCGGACUUCUCACGCCUGACGCAGGCACCGGCUGCUGAUGAUAGUACAAUCGAGGAUGAGCCAUCGAGGCACGUGGAUUAUCUAUCUCAUGAAUGGAGACAGGAGGAUAUUUGGGCGUCAUGGCGUUACGUCGUCGCCCGGAGGAACAUAUAUGAAAAUGGGAAAAGGCUAGAGAAUGCCUCGUGGAGGACGUGGGCUAAGUUGAAACUCAACCUGGGUACAGUAUCGCCAGAAGCCCUCAACUGGCUGAAGGACUGCGAUGUGACGUGGUUGUACGGACCCUUAAAGACGUGCAAUAAGCGGGAGAAAGCAUUCAAUGGCUCUCCUCCUCCCAGCCGUUUGGAGACACCGACCUUGUACCCGGAUAGGAAACCAAUUUUGAAGAAGAGAACGGCUUCUGAGACUAUCUUGCAGCGUUCUCUGUCCCAGCACACGCUCUUGCAACAUGCGGGAGCCAUUUUAAAAGCACAGGAGGCCGAGAUUAACCGUAACCGUCCCCCAUUACAGAGGGCCUCCUCGGAGUUUGGACAUAUGCUUAGCAAGUCAUCCACCACUCCCGUGGGGGGUACUGCUAAGGGUACCGCCACCAAUACGUCAACGUCGGCCACCCCUAGCGAACGACGGCAUAUUCACUUCAACAACGAGGUGGUGCAAUGUAUUGCUGUUGAGGCGAAAGAGGAAGACGAUGGCUGGCCUGCUUAUGUCGGGGAUGAGUCAUCAGAGGAUGGUAUCGUUAUGAUGAAACACAUUCAUUCUGACUCGUCGCUCAGCGACAAAGGUACGCCUCGUGGUAGCGUUACUGGUGAAAACAAAACCAUUGCCCCGCUUCCUUCUACCACACUCAAGUACCGAUGGGAUGCUUCGGACCAUGCGGAUGAUCUGCCAGAUUGCCGAGGGGAUGCCUGUGGGAACGGAAAAACCACAUCAGAAUCACCAGCAUCCUCAAUAAUGGAUCGGUGGUCCAGCUACUUCUCGAAUUCUACGUUGCCUACUUCGUCCGGAGCCGAGAAGUCGACGCGGAAAAACGCACGAUCUGGCAGGAAUAACACGCCAUCUGCUAAUUUCCUUCUCGACGAAGAAGAGAAUGAUGUGGAAUUCGACUGGGAGCCAAGCCGCAACUCAUAUGGCCUAGGAAGUCUAAGCCGUCCCUGGUUUGUGAAUCCAGAAGAUGAUGAGGAGCUCGAUUACUACUUCCAUUCGAUGUCUCCGGAGGGAAUGACACCCAACGAAGACGACGAACCAUUGAGUGCGAGCAUUUUUGACCGUGUGGCAGACACCGUAAACACAGCCAAGGACAUUGCACAUGUGAUAUGGAACGUCGGCUGGAGGCGGUGAUUCCCUCCCCGUGGAGCAUCCACAAGGUCGCAGAGCGGGCUUUACGACUUAAUGCACCUAAUUUUCUAGCCAUCAAUUUCUCAUGCAUCUUUCUCAUACAAUAAACGACCAGGAAG